Molecule: messenger RNA, 1431 nt
Organism: Pyrenophora tritici-repentis Pt-1C-BFP
Lineage: Eukaryota; Fungi; Ascomycota; Dothideomycetes; Pleosporales; Pleosporaceae
Product: SPX domain-containing protein
Biological process (GO): cellular response to phosphate starvation
Molecular function (GO): metal ion binding
Source: RefSeq, a predicted model, not a curated record
AUGAAGUUCGGCCAUCUAUUCAAGCAAACCCUGCGCGAUGAGGGUUUCCCGCCCGAAUGGGUCGACUCCGCCAUUUCCUACUCGCAGCUUAAGAAGUGCAUAAAACGACUUACCGACGAACUGCGGCAGGUGGGCCUUGAUCCCACUACUUUGUCCAAGCUUCUGAAGCACGUCGAGGACUACAACGCAUCUACUCAACAAGACGAUGACCAGGAACGUCCUUUUGAAUACAUCCUGGACCCUGAGAGUUCCAAGAACGAUGCAUCGCCGUCGCCCAAGGCUUUCCACCCAAAGCUGGUCUUUUACGUGAACGAAACUAGCGGAGAAGUGCUAAGCGCUAAGCUAGACGAUGAAACCAAGCGCAAGCUACAGAUGCUCGCCGUCGAGACUGGCAUGUCUGACAUGCACAUGUUUGAUGAAUCCAGUCCGCCGUUGAAAUCUCCGGAUUCUGGCACUGGUACCAUCAGUCCUCCAUUUCCGACCCGACAAGACUCUACUCGAAAAGGACACAGCCCCACGCGGAGUCGCCCUGGGUACCGGACAGUACUAGUACCCAUCACCUCUGACACGGAGUUCUUCACCCGGCUCACUAGCGAGGUGUCAGGGCUAGAGAAGCUGCAAGAGCGGGAGCAGAAGCGGAUGAACGUCCAGAUUGAAGCACUGGGGAAGCAGGUAUCCAAGCUAACGGAUCCUGAUCGGCGGGCCAAUAGGAAGAUGCUCAAAGCCUGGCGACAAAUCUUCCAGAUAUACGUCGAAGAGGGCAUCUUUUUUGGCACGACGGAACUCGACCACAAGUCGCAUGAUUCGGAAAAGGCAAUGGCCAGACUUGCUGGUUUCUCCAACAAAAUCGCAAAGGCGGGGUUAGUGGAGAAGUUGAAGAAAAAGGACAACAUCCAGGCCUUGAACUCGUUCAUGCACAUUAACCGCGAGAUACUGCAAGGACUCCGUUUCGGAGAGAUUAAUCACAACGCCAUGGUGAAGAUCUUGAAAAAAUUCGACAAACGCACAGCCCUAGGAGUAAAAUCUACGUUCCCCCGCCAAGUCGAAUACCCCGAAUUCUCCGAACAUCUCGCAAAAGCAGUCUGCGCACAAGUAAACACGCAAAUCCUCUCCCACGUCCCACAAAUAGACGACUACUCGUGCCCCAUGUGCAUGGAAAUUCAAUGGCGCCCCGUCAAACUCAGCUGCAACCACACGUUUUGUAUCCGCUGCCUGAUCGUUAUGCAGAACAAUAAACAGUACAACUGCCCGUUUUGCAGGGAGAAGACUGUGUUUAGUGCGAACUCGGAAAAUCUGGAUACCAAGCAGGCAGCGUUUUUGAAAAAGUGGUUCCCUGAUGAGGUGAAGAGUAAACAGCGGUACAAUGAGCUCAUGGCAGGCGUGGAUCAGUAUGGUGAGGUUUAUGCGACUGAAAAGUGCGUGGUCAUGUAA